CCUAUCAUUCCCCUCAAACCUUCAGGAGAAAAAAAGGACGGAGCAUGAUUGAUUGUUAUCCUGGCUGGUAGUUUCAAUCAAUAGUCUGCUGUCUGUUGUUGCUACAUGUGGAGGCUAUGGGUGAACUCACCAUCAUGGCUCUUCCAUUUGGGGUUUCUUGGCUUUGCACUCUGUUGUUAUGGGGCUGCAUUUGCUUUCCUCCUCAAAAAGGUUACAAUAUUGCACAUGCCUACUCUCUCAAUGAUGAAGAAUUCAGUAGCCAUGCUGGCAUGCUUGUUCCACAAACAUCAAACCACUUUCACUCAGGAGCAUCUUUAAACACAAACCAAGACUCUGCUAGUCCAAGAGAUGAUUUGCAAGAUAUGAGACCCCAAAGCUUUGUUCACCCUGAAAAUAACGAGGCUACUGGCUCUGGUACUAGCUUCAGUGAAGACAUUAUGCAAAGCAAACCAGACUUGGACCAUAAUGUCCCCUCUGCUCUCUCUGUGCAGGAAUAUGAGCAUGAGGGUUCUGAAAAUCAACACCCCCUUGGCUUAUUAUUGAAGGAGCACACACAAGAAAACACUGUGGAGGGUGUCAGUUUCCCAACAAUCAAAGCUUUCAAACAAUUUAUCGAAAGAAUGAAGAGCUCCUUUUUAAUACCAGGAACUGACUUAGGUACUCAUUUUCAAAUUGCACGGGAAAAGACAGAAAAUGAGAUGGCUUCAUAUCCUGAAAGUAUUGAGGGAGAGCCUGACACAAGCUAUAGGUCUACUUCUGCAAAAGAAGGUGCUGCCCCUGAUGCUGUCAGAUUAAAUGAAGUCUGGAGCGGACCUAUGAAUAUAGCGUUUGAACAAAGUGCACAGGAUGCCAAAUACCAAAUGCCAAGUGAAAGCCUCUCUGUCCCUGACCCUGUCGACUCCACUGCACUCAUUUCUACUAGUGUUUAUGACAACCAAGACCUGGGCCUGGACUCUGCUUACCCACAUCAUAUUUUAGCGCCCACAGAGCCUUUUUCAAGUAAUGAUGAAAGCUUUAACAGUGGUGGCCUUUUUGGGAAAAGCCCUGAUAUUUUCACAAAUGUGAGAAAUGAAGAUCAGUCAAUAAGCUACAAGCUUCCUGAAGAAAUACCCUCUGGCUCAUUCUUUGGAGAGGACUUGUCUUUCGAUGGCCAUGUAACUGUGUCCCCUGUUAAUGUCCUUCCCUCUCAAGAUUUCAAUUACUAUUCAAGUAAAACACCACUAACCUCUGAGAAGAAUAUCCAACAAACCAAAUAUACAUCUCAAAGUAAAGACUUUUUAACAGGGGAUAAAAUGCAAUCUGGUGGUUUUGAACCUGGAAAUGAUUUCCAAAGUGAGGAGUUAGGCAGAUUGACUCCAGCCAAAGUCCUGUCUGCACCAAAGCCCCCAUCUUUUAAUUUCUACCACCUGCCUGCAUCUACUGGUUCUGGUUCUUCAGGCUCUAAUUACCCUUCACCACAGAGCAGUAGUGCUCAUGUGGGAGUUCAAACAGGCCGCCCACAUGAUGCUCAGAAUCAAGCUUUCAACACAAAGCAGCCAGACGGUUUCCACCUAAUGUUUACUGUGAAACCUUCCAGCUCUCUUCAUGGUUCAAACAGAUAUGAUCCUUCCACCCUAACUGCCCAUGAAGAUGAAGAGAAAUCAGACAUCUCCAAGCACAAUCAGGCCUCUGCCACGCAAGGACCAGAACACAUGGCUGGCAAUAGCCGUAUUCUCCUUUCUAGUGGUUUAGCUUCAAGCCAGAGUGGGGUGUCAUCUCAGUUCAGGGAUGUUGAUGAAAAUGUCAACUCUUUAACUAACUUGGCUCCAACCUCAGCAUCAGAGAGACUCUUUUCAAGAUUAGCUGGCAAUAAAAUCAUGUCCAGGAACUUUGGAAUCAAGAAUAUAAUCUCCGACAAACGUGGUGCCAGAAACCCCCUAGGCUCAUUUUCUGCCCCACUCAGACGAGGCAUUUCUCUAAACAGUGACUAUAUGAUAGCAACCAUAGCUGGCCAUCCAAAGACCACCAUGCAAGUAAACAAGGUAUGGAAGUAUCCUGCCUUUGUGAAUAAAAAGUCCGGCAAAAUGGCCUACAGGGCUCUUAAACCACUGUCUGCAUCCAAAGUUUCUGCUUCUACUUUAAGUCAUGUAUGGAUGAAUGGCAGAAAAACAAAAAGGUUUAUGAAGGUAUAUGCUGUUCAGUCCAGAAAAGGCUAUGUAAGGAGCAAAAGCUUUAAUGCACCGUAUCGGCUGAAUUAAUUGAAGAACACUGUAUCCCACAAUGUAAAAAGAUCUAAAGAAUCGUAAAGGACAAUAAAAACUUUGAUAGAGACAAAAUGAACAUGAAGGUAAAUAUGCAAAUAUCAAAUCUAGAAAGACCUGUUUCCUUCUUUGCUAUCUUAAAUGUAAGUGAUCAUUGAUUGCAAGUCCUUUUUGUAAACAUGCUUAAGCUGUCAUGACUACUUAAUGCUCACACAACUAUCGAUUCAAGUGUGAAAUCCUUUCAUUUCUUUUUUCAUUAGGAUCUGUUGCCAUCUUCACCUGGGAGGAAAAUGAGGAUGAGGUCUCUACAGUUCUACUCACAUCUGCUCUGACUAGUAAAAGCAUGCUCCUUGUUUUGAUUGUGUCACAUGGGAUAAGCUAAUCAACAACUUCAUUGUUUUAGGUUGACUAUCUUUAUUUUCAGUUACAAAUAAAAAGUAAAUGCUGA
Centropristis striata (black sea bass) is the source of this 2688-nucleotide messenger RNA. RefSeq lists its product as uncharacterized. Bases 117 to 2237 code for a protein of 706 amino acids. Lineage: Eukaryota; Metazoa; Chordata; Actinopteri; Perciformes; Serranidae. The transcript is spliced from 3 exons. The record is from RefSeq and is a predicted model, not a curated record.